AUGUCAAGUGCAACACCAGUCUUUUCUGCCAAAUGCCUUGCCGACGAGCUCGAAGACGAAGCCCAAAGUUCUAAACAUCUUCUAACGCCCAAACAUGCUCUGCUGAACACCACCCACACGCAUACAGACACAUGUGGAGCGGGAAUGCCGUACAAAUGUAUCUGCGCGGGACCUUCCAAGCAUACGCAUCCGCUCACGGAGUCGGGUCUCUUUCAGCUCAAGUUACGUUUCUUCAAGUCAGCAGACCCCUUAUCAAACAUGAAUCAUCCAUCCAGCUGUCGGAAGCAUGUUUUCAUGGAGCGGGGGACAAUGACAGUCGUUCUUGUUCCGGUUGCUAGCACCGGCAAGUGCGACAGUGACGUUAGUCGAGAAUCAGACUAUACGUCGGACGUGGCGGGUGCUUUGCGGGAUACGCACAUCUCUAAAUACCUCUACACAACGUCCGUUGACAUCGCACGCAGUGACGUAUAG
This is a messenger RNA of Fomitiporia mediterranea MF3/22, 471 nucleotides long. RefSeq lists its product as uncharacterized. Bases 1 to 471 code for a protein of 156 amino acids. Lineage: Eukaryota; Fungi; Basidiomycota; Agaricomycetes; Hymenochaetales; Hymenochaetaceae. The record is from RefSeq and is a predicted model, not a curated record. The transcript has 4 exons.